AACCUUACCUCAAGCACAUGCUAGAGAAACCAGAUGAAACAUUGUCAGACGCUGAGUGGGAGGAAGUGAAAGAGCUAGAAGCUUUGUUGCGCUACCCGUACGCUGUAACAAAGACAUUGCAGUCAGCUGACCUGACUCCUGGGAUUUUUUACAAGGAAUGGAAGAGCUUGAUGUUCUGUUUAUCCCAAAUCGGGGGAACAACGGCUAAUGACAUAAUGAACUCUAUGAUUUGCAGAGAACAUCUUCUAUUGGACAAUGGUAUUCUUUUGGCGGCC
Molecule: messenger RNA, 275 nt
Organism: Lymnaea stagnalis (great pond snail)
Lineage: Eukaryota; Metazoa; Mollusca; Gastropoda; Lymnaeidae
Source: the annotation of a GenBank genome assembly